AGCGUACAAUUCCCUCGAUACAGAUUAACAGGAGGGAGUUACAAAGGGUGUCUGUCAGGAGAUUUUCUCUCCCUUCCUCAACCCCCCCACCCCCACCUCAUCUCCCGGUGAAUGGAAAUAAUCUGACGCUGACUGAAAGUAACCGGGAAUGUGAUAUUUUCUGAAUUUCAGCGAUGGAGUGAUUGGAUAUUGCACAUCAUGGCGUCUUGUGAGAGGGAAGCUAUUUCCGAGAUUCUCAGAUUGAAUGUGGGAGGUUGUUUGUAUACAGCUCGACGAAAUUCCCUGUGUCGUUUUAAAGACUCAAUGCUUAGUGCAAUGUUUAGUGGACGGUUUCCUUUAAAACUAGAUGAAUCAGGAGCUUGUCUUAUUGAACGGGAUGGCAAACUUUUCAAGUAUCUCUUGGAUUAUCUGCAUGGUGAACUCUGCAUCCCUGAAGAAACGAAAACUCGUGUAGCAUUACAAGAAGAGGCAGAUUACUUUGGCAUUCCCUAUCCUUAUAGUUUGACUGACUACUUGUCGAGUGAGAUGGAAAGACAUUGCUCGAGAUCUAACAUGGAAAUCAAAAAGGCAUUGACAGACAUGUGUGCCUCCUAUGGUUUAAUCUGCACAAAACCUGUGGUGUGGAUCCUGCACUAUCUCAACACUUGUGGUGCUAGUUGUGAGAGCAAGAUCCUUGGAGUGUUUACAUCAAAGAUAGAAGGGAUUGGAGCCAUUGAAAAGCAACUGGGAGGCAGGAUGAAAAGUAGAAGUAUCUAUAAGAGGGAAGCUGGAAACAAUCUACAAUACAUAUGGAGCUAUUACUCAGCUGGUGAGCUGAAGAAGAUGAUGGAUGCCUUUGACUCCUGGGAGGGAAGAGGUGUCAGUUAUUGGCGAGUGCCUCAGGAGUUGAUUGAAUGUUGGACUCUUGAAGGCCGACCUCUACAAGGCACACAAGAAAUGGUGACACCUAUUCAGAAGCGGCUCGCUGAUCUCAGUGAAACAGAAGCUGAAACUCCUAAAAAGAACCUGAAACCUGUAGAAUUCUCUGGCCCAUCCACAAGCACUCGCAUUAAAGUGAAGAAUUCUGGUUUGGUCAAGCUGUCAGUACCAGCCGAUGCUACAAAAACAUUGCCAAACACUUUGGUUCAUCUCAAAACCACAGCGGUAAAGAGACUAAGCACCGGGGAGCUUGUAAACCACAGGACACUAUCUCCCAGGGCCACAGGCUCUGCUUCGGGAUCUAGUUUCCAAAUGACCCCAGCUGUUAGAUCCCAGAACUCUGUAAGUGCCACAGGGUCCUGUUGCACUGCAACAGUCAAAUUGCCGGAAAAGAAGGUAAUAGUGAAUCGAGUGAUCAAACUGAAAAGGAAUCCACCUUCUGCAACACUUAUAAUGCCAACAGAUCCUACCAGGCAUGAAAGAGACAUGCAAACAGUUACUUCAGAUGUACAACCAAGUACUUCGGCAAAUGCCCUCACUUCCAGGACUGUGAAUUUAAUAGCAGACUAUCUAGAGAAUGCAUGUGGAAAGAGUGAAGAAAAGGAUGAGGAUGGUUAAAUAGCCAGAAUUUCGGAGAGAAGGGAACAGGACUGUUGAAGUGGUUUGGUAGGACUGAACAUUGGAAUUGUUGAUGCAAGAAUAUUAACCCAGGAUCAGGACUUCAUAGAGUUGUUUAGGUAAAAAUGUAAAAUUUGUUCUUUCACAGGUGGCUCAAUGGGGUUUUCCAGUGCAUGACAUCAACUAAGGAGGUCCCAGUUUUGAUCUCUAUCUGUGCUUAGUUGAGUGGUGGUAACUGCUACAUUUGUAAGAUGUGUGUCUUUGGACUAUGGAAAGGGAAGUUUUACCAAGGCUGCCACACAUGGUUAUUACCUGUCAAUUCUGUUGGAAUCGUGUGUGUGCAAGCAUGUUUACUUGCAUGCAUGUGGAUGUGAACAUGGACACCAGCAGUAGGCUUGGCUGUGAUUCUUUACUUCUCUCAUCUGUACUCAAGUUGCCUGCCUGUAAUCCAAGGGCUAAAAAAUAAUGGCUACUUCAGCAACAUACCACAGAAUGACUUCUGAUUUUGGAGUAAACAAUUUCAGACGAAUAAGGACAGAAAAGGUCUUUUUUAUUCAAACAACUGUAAAGUAUAACUUCUUGCAUUGAGUUACUUCUGUCUGAAUUGAAUUCAAAUGCAAAGAUAGACCGUUGAUAUGCAGUGGAGAUCGCAUCUACCAAAAUAUUCCCCUGCUAAUUAGUUAGUUUACAGCUUACUUCAAACUAAUUGAGUAGACCUUAAAUUUGAAAACUUCAAAGCAAAGAACAAAAUGACAGUAAAUAGGCAGUCUCGUUUUUGAACACUUGCAGCUGAAUAUCUAGUUACAAAUUCUCGUCCAGGUCAGACCAGCCAGCAGACAGCAACCUUACUGUGGAACAUGCAACUAAUAUAGGCAACAUACGUGAACUGUGCUGUGAAGAGGUGGGGGUGCUGCAGAUCCUUACAGUUGAGACAUCAGAAAUGUAAUUAACUUUGUAGCAACAGUGGAUAUCAUCAAAUAGUAAUAAUGGACUAUGGACUACGUAUUACUGUACUGGAGAAUACAAGACAAGGCUGAUCGACAAUCCCACCCCGUUGUAGUUCCUGGUCUGGUGAAAGCAUCUUGCAUUUUGUAUGAUAUUUUACAUUAGAUUUUUGUGUGUAUAGGAGAAAAAUGGCUCUCAUUUUGUACAAACAGCUUUUAGAUCUUGAAGUUGUAAGUUUAUUUAAUUUUAAGAGAUAAAUUAAGGAUUUCAUUUUAAGGGAAUAUUGAUCUUUUUGAUUUGCUUGCCUGAGUUAUUUUCAGUUUUUAAUCUUGGACAUGCCAUCUAAUGUGGCAUGGGAUGGGAAUGAAGUCUUCUUAAGCUAAGGAACUAGUUGUAAAAGACCAGUUCAAGUUUGGGCUUGUCUGCAGUCUUAAAAUAGACUGUCUGCCUGUUUCCCCAUUUGGCAAGAUAUGGUGGUGAGAUGCAGAAUUGGAAUAGAACCUUGUUGUGAAGUCAAAAAUAAAAGCCAUAAGAUUGAAAUAGAGCAAAAUCAGAUUUGAGCAUUUUUCUUUAGAUGUGGAAAGAAAAUUUUUGUUAACUAUAGUUAAACUAAGAACGGCAACAGCAGCUUUAUUCAACUUUUUGUAUUUGAUUCAUUAAGUUUUGUGUUGGUGCUUGAGUCAAGUGUAAAUUGAAGUGUGACUGCUGCAUGUGUGAUUGUGUGUCGACGGGCUAAAGAAGGAAUCCAUUCACUCCAGAAUGUACUUCUGCCUAUUUGGGUUUCGACCAUAAAUUUGUUUCUGUUUGUGAGUUGAUUUUGUUGAUUGGGUAAAAUGCAUAAAUCUUAUGUACUAAAGAUGGUCAAUAUUAACAUAGACUAGGAAACAUUUUACUUUGGAUCAAAGUCCUACUUUUGGAGACCAUACCUGAAACAGAGAAGCUACAUGAUUGGGAUAAGUGAUAUGUUCAUGUUGAAACUGACAUUGUCAGUUCUUGAUGGGGUUCAUGAAUCUCAGAAGCUGGAUGGCAAAUCACUUUAAAUGUACUCUGUUGAAGUUCGUGGGUUGUUCUGUGACAGGUCACUUGCCCUAAUUAUGAUGGCAGUGAGUGAGAAAUUAUUCAGUAUUCUGGAGAUUUUUGCUGGAGUCAGACCUGUUUGUUUGGAGCCAGCUUCUUCUUUGACAGAUGUAUAGGUUUUCAAAAUAAAACAUGUAUUUCCUCCAGGUUUUGUAUUUAACAUUAUUUUGCCCCAUACCUGAAAAGUCAACUGUUUGUUUGAACUUGAAAAUAAAAAAUGAAUUUGCUUGUGAUUAAA
This is a messenger RNA of Stegostoma tigrinum, 3796 nucleotides long. Its product is annotated as BTB/POZ domain-containing protein KCTD18-like. The transcript has 7 exons. The coding region runs from base 199 to 1536 and encodes 445 amino acids. The record is from RefSeq and is a predicted model, not a curated record. Gene Ontology annotation, biological process: protein homooligomerization. NCBI's taxonomy places the organism in Eukaryota, Metazoa, Chordata, Chondrichthyes, Orectolobiformes, Stegostomatidae. Gene Ontology annotation, molecular function: protein binding.